AAGCCCUGUCAUGUCACAAAAAUUAUGUCAAGCGAUCGAACAAGAUUGAAGAAAUAGUUUUACUUUUUAUAGAUUUUACUGAGUAACUUUAUAUUAUUGUAAAACAGUUGGAUUAAUUGCGUGAUUUAUUGUAAUAUCCUGAUGUUAUAAGUUACUGUUUUCGUCUAGACAUUCCUUAAACCUUUUAGAAGUAACGUAAAGGCAAACUUAAGUAAGAUGAUGCAAUUUAUGCUCCUAUUUAGUCGGCAAGGCAAGUUACGUCUACAGAAAUGGUACGUGGCCCACCCUGAUAAACUGAAAAAGAAAAUUACCCGUGAACUUAUCACUACAGUGCUGGCGCGGAAGCCGAAAAUGUGCUCUUUUCUCGAGUGGAAAGAUGUGAAAGUAGUAUAUAAGAGAUACGCGUCCCUGUACUUCUGCUGCGCCAUGGAGCAGGAGGACAAUGAGCUGCUGACCCUGGAGCUCAUCCACCGCUAUGUCGAGCUUCUCGAUAAAUACUUUGGCAGCGUGUGCGAGCUGGACAUAAUCUUCAACUUCGAGAAAGCCUACUUCAUCCUCGAUGAGCUGGUGCUCGGCGGAGAGCUGCAGGAGACCAGCAAGAAGAAUGUGCUGAAGGCCAUCGCUGCACAGGAUCUUCUGCAGGAGGACCUGAACGAUGGAUUGUUGCACUGACCCGCAGGACACAAACCCCUAAGUCUGUAUUCCGUAGACCCACCAUGCUUCGCUUCUUUCCUGUUAUUUUCAACCUUCUGACAGUUGCGACUAUUAGAGACCGUGGACGGUCUCGACUUGUGUUUCAAUCAAUGUCAUGUUUGUCAUCUAGUUAUUCCGAUUGCUUUAAGAGUCCGUCCACUAUCUGAAAAAAUCUUACGCACAGAGUUUGUGAUUUGUAUGCUAGUUUGAAGUGUUGUUUUUGCAAGAAUGAACUUUUGAUGAUUCGUUUAAGAUUGUCGCGUUUAUGCAUACUGUUAUAAAAAACAAGCUUUCUCUACUUUUGCGGUGCUUUUAUAUAAAACCUUUCUCUAUUCGUUUUUGCCGUUUGAUUUAAUGUUGAUUAUUCAAAGAUGAAUUUAAUCAUCUAUAAACAGCUACAGCUUAUUUAUUCCGAAUUGAAACGAUCUUUUGUAAUAUGCAUGAAAACAAAUUUUCUUACAAACUCUAAAAUAGCAAAAAUAAGUUGAGUAAAAUUAACACAACGUUGCAUACGGACUCUUAAAGGAAAUGCAAUCUCAAUCGUGCCAUCAUGUCUCAUUAGUGACAAGAAUAUUUUGACUGUCAGGCGAAUUUAUUUUUUGCAUGCACAUAAUAUUAUUAUUUAGUUCAACUGUAUAUGAUGUUGGUUAUUAAUUAGGUAUUUAUUAUGUUCAUUUCUUUUUUACUAUUUAUACAUAUACACUCAGUGGCAUUCAUACACAUACAAAUUUAUUAGCAAUUCAUAAAUAAUAUAAAUAAGUAGAUGAAUAUGGAAUUUAGAUCUUAUUUAUAGUGUAAUAAAUAUUUAUUUGUAAGUCCCAGAAUACAUGGAAAAUUUGAACUAGAGUCUUAUGAUGUAACUUAGAAUAUUAGGUAUACAUAUAGAUAUUAGAUACCAGUCUCAUCUUAUCUCUUUUGUGAUCUCACCUAAGACACAUUUUUUCCAAUUACAUGAAACAUUUUAGAGAAAUUUAACGAUACUAAUUAGUACUUUGUGCCAUUUGCUCAAAUUCGUUUACUUAGUCCAAAAUGUUAUAAUUAAUACCAUACGGGGAAUCUUAAAGUGAGUUAUGUGUUCCCUGCAUGUUGUGUUCUGGGCCUGUAUAUUUAAUAAAUGUAACGAACAAGUAGUACAUGUCAGUAUGCUUCAUAUUUUUGUGUAGUUUUGUUUAACUGAUCGGUAUUAAUAAUGUAUUCUAGUACACUGUUCUACUGGGAUAACGUGUAUAUAUAUAUUUCAAAUAUAUACAUAAUUUUUUGCUAUUGAUAGAAAAAGAGUAUACUUUUUAAAAGUAUAAAACUAAACCAUUUCUGUCGGCGUGUUAGACACAUGUUUUUAAUCUAAAUACCGUUUUAUAUCUACGUUUUUUUAAGCAUCUCAGUCAUUUGUAAUUUAAGUGUGAUUUUGAUUUAUCAUUGCUGCUUGUUCGUCUGUUUGUAUCUCUCAGUAAAACAGUGUCAUAUAUUCUCGCUGUUCAUGCAUUUGCUGUAAUGGGAUGUCGAAAUACAUUGGUUUCAACUAAAA
Cydia fagiglandana is the source of this 2218-nucleotide messenger RNA. RefSeq names its product AP-1 complex subunit sigma-2 (gene AP-1sigma). Bases 217 to 672 code for a protein of 151 amino acids. NCBI's taxonomy places the organism in Eukaryota, Metazoa, Arthropoda, Insecta, Lepidoptera, Tortricidae. The transcript is spliced from 5 exons. Gene Ontology annotation, molecular function: clathrin-cargo adaptor activity. The record is from RefSeq and is a predicted model, not a curated record. Gene Ontology annotation, biological process: vesicle-mediated transport; intracellular protein transport. Gene Ontology annotation, cellular component: AP-1 adaptor complex; intracellular membrane-bounded organelle; membrane coat.